AAAUCUCUUAUUUUGUCUACGCCCUAUAGUCUAAAACUUCGCGUGUGUGACCCGUGGAACAUUAUUUAUAAUAUGAUCUAAUUAUAGAUUUAUUUCGCGUAUCGAAGUCAAAAGUUAGUUAGAAAAGUGUGCGUGUGUGUAGUGACUCGGUAUCAGUGCACAACGAUUGUAAAAACAUGUGUUUCGAUGUGAAUAUAACUUGGUGAAUAACAUUACCAAUACCAAAGGAUACAUGUCAACAAAUUGCAAUUAUUUCUAGUAGCGGCCGCAGGAGUGUUGUUUGAUUGUGGGAGGAAUUUAAGGGAACUUUGUCGGUUAUUGUAAAUUGAAUGUAUGAGUCCGCAAUCGGUGAUAUCGACAGUGUAAUGAACUUAACUUUACUUCCGGUGUUUUCGUGAUGGUGUAUCGUGAUUAGUAUUGUGUGAUAAUACGGCGGGAUGGCGAACCCUACGAUCGGGGUAUCGUUUGACCAAAAUGACAUGACCAGCUGGUACUUUGGCGGGCUGUCUCGUGCGGAGGCCACAAAGCUACUUCUCAAUGAGACUGAAAGCGGAGUCUUCCUCGUCAGGGAUUCCAAAACUAUUCAUGGAGAUUACGUUUUGUGUGUCAGGGAAGAUGAUCGCGUGUCGCACUACAUCAUCAACCGCGUCAUAUCGGCGGACGGUACCACGAGGUUUAGGAUUGGCAAUCAGCUGUUCGCGGACAUGCCGGCGCUAUUGGCCUUCUAUAGAUUGCACUAUUUAGACACGACGCCACUGGUACGGCCGCUGCCUCAAGCGACCGCUCAAGCAGCCCCGACAGCCCCACCUCAUUUAUACCACGUACUCGAGGUGGUGAUCGCCAAAUUUGAUUUUGAUGGCAGUGAUGCAGACGAUCUUCCGUUCCGUCGUGGAGAGAAGCUGAUGGUCAUCAAUCGCGAUGAAGAGCAGUGGUGGACAGCCCGGAACGCUCAGGGCAGAACUGGCUCCAUACCUGUUCCAUACGUGCAGAGGCUUCUAGAUCCAGCCGGUAUGCCAUAUCCACCUAAUGAGGCAAUUAACCAGUUCGGAGAUCCACCCAGCCCACCUAACAUAAAACAACCGCAGAAAGGAACUAACAUGCAGCGGACACUUCCAGCGCUGGCGCGUGUGAGACAGUCGAGGGUUCCCAACGCGUAUGAUAAGACAGCGCUUAAACUACAGGAGGGUGAUAUACUCAAGGUAACAAAAAUGAACAUAAACGGGCAAUGGGAAGGCGAGCUGAACGGUAAAGUCGGUCACUUCCCCUUCACGUACGUGGAGUUCCUCGAUGACGUGGCCAGCUAAACGUGUGACCAAAUAAUAUCCCGCUAAUUAAUCGUGUUGCAAGUGUAAUUUAUAAAAUAAAUUAUAAAAGUGGUUGAAAAGUGAUCGAAGAUAUACAUUUAUUGUAUAAUAUGACAGAUUUUUUCGUGACUCGUGAGAAUGUUACAUAUUUUUAAUCUGUACACGAUAAAUAAAGGACAUUUAUUAUGUAUUACAGUAAGGUAUUGUCACACUUCACUGCAGAAUUAUAUUUAACUUCGUCACGGCAAAU
Messenger RNA from Vanessa tameamea, 1554 nucleotides. RefSeq names its product adapter molecule Crk (gene Crk). The record is from RefSeq and is a predicted model, not a curated record. Gene Ontology annotation, molecular function: receptor tyrosine kinase binding; signaling adaptor activity. Gene Ontology annotation, biological process: signal transduction; cell migration. NCBI's taxonomy places the organism in Eukaryota, Metazoa, Arthropoda, Insecta, Lepidoptera, Nymphalidae. The transcript has 7 exons. The coding region runs from base 438 to 1304 and encodes 288 amino acids.